Messenger RNA from Fusarium coffeatum, 1062 nucleotides. RefSeq lists its product as uncharacterized. The coding region runs from base 1 to 1062 and encodes 353 amino acids. The record is from RefSeq and is a predicted model, not a curated record. Lineage: Eukaryota; Fungi; Ascomycota; Sordariomycetes; Hypocreales; Nectriaceae. The transcript has 3 exons.
AUGGAAAUUAUUGAAUUUACUUUGCCUGAUCUUGACUUCAAGGCAGAUCGGCAUGUUGUAAACGGGCCUUCUCAGCCUUGCUUGCAACAACAAACUCCGCCGACCUCAGACAUUGGAAGCCCAGACACCGGAACCAGUGAAAGCAACAUUGAUUCUCAAACUGUUCCACACAUUGCAAGGCUACCGUGUCGGUCCAGUUCUCCUGUUCAUGGCACCUCAAUGAGGUUACCGGGCUUGGAAGCAUUUGACCGAGGAGUUGAGGCUCUUGCACGAUUUGAUACUCGCAGAGGCGACCGUUCUCUCAAAGGUCUACUUCCAAGUCCUAUCCCACGCGCUCGCAAACCAGUGCAACCGCUUCCUCCGCCUCGACUAUUAUGGUCACCCUGGAAUCUACCAGAUGAACUCUCCAGUCCUGAAAGAAGUGCCUCACCCCCAGAGACUGCAAUCGGUCUUGGUAUCAGCUACCCAACUAAGAGUCAUGGCUACGAUGGCUUCCUUGGAAAUCGUUCAUUUUCAUUCAUUGGCAGGCGUAGCGUAUCUCACUAUGCUCGGCCUAUGAAAAGUUGCUUGCGCAGCCCGUCGUCCGAUGAAAGGAACAGCCACGGCAACCAGCAGUACUCGGUAGAAGAGGGUGAUUUCAUCAUCUAUGCGCGACACGACAAGAGGUUCAAGUGGUCACGCGUCGAGCAAGAGUUUGCUGCUCUGUUUGGUCAGACUCCCAAACGGUCAGCUCAAGGCCUUCAAGCCUGGCAUUACCGUAUGAACAACCAUAUUCCAGUAUGGGAUGAAGACGGGUGGCUAUGCUUCGACAGUGAAGAAAGUGACAAACCAAGUCAAACCGAUAUCAAGUCCCAUCGACUAAGUAACCACGGACAGUCAUCAGAGCUGUUAGGUAUUGCACAGCGAUAUCCCGAACGGGCUGUGAACUACACGUGGGUUGAUGCCGAGACGAAGAAGCAGGCCAAGGAUUGGGCUGCCAAGAGAAGUUUGCAACUUGAAUUUAGAGAUCGACGACGAAGAAAGCGAAUAGCACGAGCACUUGCAGAGCAACCACACAACUGA